AUGAAAGAAAAUCAUAUUGGCCAGACUGGGCAUACCUCACCUCAAGAUGCUUUUGAGGAUACUCAAUUUGAUUACUACAAGUCAAAUCCUCAAGAUACACACCCAAUGACAAAUGUGGAGUCUGCCGAAAAAUAUCGUGUUCUGGAAGAAAGAUGCAGUCUCUGCAGGUCUAAAGUUGAAAUUUCUCAGCACCUUUUCGUUAACUGUCCUUUUGCUAAAGAAAUAUGGCUCUGGUUCUACAAAGCAGUCAAGACCACUAGUCAUCCUUCAACUCUCGAGGAUUGGUGGACUGCUUGCAACAUUAAUAGAUCUAAACAAUUCUCCCUCGUUCUGAAAGUUACAAUCGUCUACAUUAAAUGGUUUAUUUGGGAAACUAGGAAUUGGGAAAGAUUCAUAACCAUCACACCAACUUACAAGACCACUAUUCAAAGAAUUAAAUCUCUUCUUCUUCUCACUGGCAACAACUCCAAAGCAACAACAUCAUCUUCCAUGGAUGAAUUCCAAAUAAUUAAAGCUUUUAACAUAAACAUAAAGCCUUCUAGAGCCCAAGAAUUACCGAAAUCAUUUGGCACCCUUGCCCUCUUGACUAGAUUAAGAGCAACUGCGAUGGUUAUUCGGCCUUCCUCUUACCUUGUAGAGUUUUCUGCAGUGCUAAAGGCUAUGGAGAUUGUUUGGGGAAAAGGGUGGCAAACAAAUUGGAUUGAGACAGAUUCCUUAAUUGUGGUUCAAGCUUUCAAGAAAACUUUCCUUGGUUCCGUGGCAAAUUAG
Molecule: messenger RNA, 768 nt
Organism: Vicia villosa (hairy vetch)
Lineage: Eukaryota; Viridiplantae; Streptophyta; Magnoliopsida; Fabales; Fabaceae
Exons: 3
Coding region: 1-768 (255 amino acids)
Source: RefSeq, a predicted model, not a curated record